Parnassius apollo (apollo) is the source of this 1464-nucleotide messenger RNA. The record is from the annotation of a GenBank genome assembly. Lineage: Eukaryota; Metazoa; Arthropoda; Insecta; Lepidoptera; Papilionidae.
AUGAUUAGUUCAAAACUUCAUAUUAAAAGAUCUCGACUAGGUGCUCAUGUAGUUCACACUCCAAGGAGAACGUGUUCCGUAGAUAAAACUUUAAGCUCUCCGGAAUUCGAACAUUCCAAGUUACCAAAAGUUCACAAAAAGUACGAACAGGUGCGAAGAGAAGUGUACUGCAUAUCACCAAGAAGUGACUUUUUCGCUUCAGAAAGUAAUAUAUGUAAUCGAAGUGAUUCUAAAAUCGACGAAAACUUUCGCCUAGAAAAACAGUCAGCACAAGGAGACGAUAAAUCUCCGACAGCUUCACAUUCUGAAUCCAUGCAGAAUUUACCUUAUAGUAGGUGUGUUAAAACUUUACUCCAUCCAAGGAAUCUUGAAAUUGAAACACAAAAAAUACACGAAAGUCAAAAACAGGAUAAAACAGCAAAAUGCUGCUCUCCUUUUGCUGUGGAUGUCGAAGAUUCAUUAACACGAUUACUGCAUGAUAUUCAUAAUGAAAACAGGAAAAGUGCAAGAAUUAUAAGAGAUUCCAAAGCUAGAUUGCUUAAUUUACAAAAGAAAACAUCUCUAAAUGAAGCAGACAUAAAAGAGCUUGGCGAGCGAAAUGAAUUGCUGCUUCGUGAAAUGGAACGUUUUGAUCGGUUGACGAAGAGCAUACAAAAAUUAGUUGGUGCUCAAGUAGAUCAAGUUAGAAAGUCGAGAGAGAAGUCCCCAGAACACACUGAUACUAUGUCGAGGGGUCCUUUCGCGGAAUCGAAUUUUGAAAUGAAAAUUAAUACUCCUCGAAAUUUUGGUGGAGGCAGAAAUUUUUGUACUUCAGGAAUACCCGGUGGAACGAUACCAAGAAGCAAAUCUGAAAUUGACCUCACUCGGAAACUGACUGAAAGCUACGAUAUGCAAGAGAAAUUAGUUGCCGACAACGCCGAUUUAGAAGUAAAAAGAUAUAUUCUGUACAAGGAGUUAAUGAAUAAGGAUCAAAACCUGGAAACUUGUCGUGGACAAAUAAAGAGGCUGCAAGGGGAAUUAAAAUUGUUGAACAUCGAAAACUCAAAUCUUCUUGAGAAACUGAAUAAAAAUAAUCCAGAGGGCGAUGCUACUGCGAUGACCCAAUGCACUCCAUGCCAUCAAGAAAUUAUACCUCAAAAUCAGUGUGGAGACAUUGCUGAUAUUAAAAGUGCCCAGGAGCUGGUGGAUAAACUGGAAGAAUAUAAAACUUCCACCUUAGAAUUUGAAAAACAGAUAGGCGACUUGGAAUACGAAGUCCGUUUCUUGCGAACAGAGAUGGAUUCUAUUACGGGCGAAAAGAAUAGUGCUUGUCGAGGCGGUGGCGUCGCUGGACCCAACACGUGCUUUCAACAGCCGCCUGGCGGACCUCCUGUGCCUCCGAUGACAAAAGCUGUAAGUAUAACAACCUACACAGAAGAUAGAAUUGAAUCCCGGUCGGAUAACGAAUUUGGGACAGCGGUGUAA